Messenger RNA from Corylus avellana, 2519 nucleotides. RefSeq names its product G-type lectin S-receptor-like serine/threonine-protein kinase At4g03230. Gene Ontology annotation, biological process: protein phosphorylation; recognition of pollen. Lineage: Eukaryota; Viridiplantae; Streptophyta; Magnoliopsida; Fagales; Betulaceae. Gene Ontology annotation, cellular component: plasma membrane. Gene Ontology annotation, molecular function: protein serine/threonine kinase activity; ATP binding. The record is from RefSeq and is a predicted model, not a curated record.
AGGAGAGAUCAAGAUGAGGACAACUACGUUAUCAAAAAAGAGCGAAGACAAGAUUAUUGGAGAAGUAGUUGGAUAGAUGACAGCUCAGAUGAAAUGCCCAGAGAGAUAGAAAUGUUGUUAUUUAAUUGGACAGAUUUAAGGAAUUUUAGUUACGAAAGGUUAGUGAUGAAUAAUACGGGGGAAUUACAAUACUAUCAGAGCUGGGGUGUGGACGUGGGAAAUUGGUCUUUGAUUUGGAGAAAGCCGGAAGAACAAAAAUAUUGUAGCAUUUACAAUUCUUGUGGGAAUUUCGGCAGCUGCAAUAUUAACAAUAAGGUGGUAUGCAAAUGUUUGCCCGGGUUCCAGCCUAAUUUUCCAAUAGAAUGGGGUUCUGGAGAUUUUUCGAGCGGGUGCAAAAGAAGUUGGAAUUCAUCUGACGAGGGAGACAUGUUCUUGAGCUUAAAGAAGAUGAGAGUGAGCGUCCAAGACCAUUUUUUUGUGGUUGACAAUGAUACAACAUGCAGAAGGAAGUGCCUUGAAAACAAGAAGUGCCAGGCUUAUUCAAGACCGUACGGAUUAUGCAGAAUUUGGACUUCGGAUCUAAGUGAUCUUCAAGAGGAGUACACAAACGGUGUUGACCUCUUUGUCCGCGUUGGGAAAUCUGAAAUAGGAUCAACUCCAAGGAAUUGUGAGCCUUGCGGCACAAACUUGAUCCCCUAUCCGCUCAGCACUAAAACAAAUUGUGGUGACCCCAAGUACUUCAAUUUCUACUGCAACAAUUUCACUGGCCAGGUUAUCUUCAAGACACCCAAUGCCACCUACCGAGUCACAAGUAUCGAUCCAGGUACACGGAAAUUUGUCAUCCAAAUCAAAAAUGCAGGAAAUGAUAGAAAUUCGACAGGAAUUCUGCAGCUCAAAAAGUCAUUAGACUCAUUACCAUUUAAUGCGACUAUUGAUUCUGGCAACUAUAGUUCUAAAGUUAAAGAUGAAAUAGAGAUUAGUUGGAAGCCCCCGCUGGAGCCAAGCUGUAAUUCAUCCAACGACUGCAAGGACUGGCCAAAUUCAAUUUGCAAUGUAGCAAGAGAUCAUGGAGAGAAGAGAUGUCAUUGCACUCGAAACUUCCAAUGGGAUGGCUCAAAUUUAAAUUGUACUAAAGAAGGUGCUCGAAAGAUGUCAUUGACUCUAUUUGUCAUGAUACCUUUGAUAGUAGUGUUUAUCGCAAGUGCAACUGUUUGUAUAUAUAUGCGGAGAAGAAAGAUGGCCAAUAGACAAGAUAACAGGGGAAGUAUCGCAUUGUAUUUGUACGACACUGAGAAACGUGUCAAAGAUUUGAUGGAUUCAACGGAGUUCAAAGAAGAGGAUAAGAAAGGCAUAGAUGUACCAUUUUUUGAUUUGGCAAGCAUACUAGCUGCUACUGAUAACUUCUCAGAGGCAAAUAAGCUUGGACAAGGGGGGUUUGGGCCUGUUUACAAGGGUAAGUUUCUAGGAGGACACCUGAUUGCUAUAAAGAGGCUGUCAAGAGGUUCAGGACAAGGCUUAGAAGAAUUUAAGAAUGAGGUUUUGUUGAUUGCCAAACUUCAACAUAGGAAUCUUGUUAGACUUUUGGGCUAUUGCAUUGAUAGAGAUGAAAAGAUGUUACUCUAUGAAUAUAUGCCCAACAAAAGCUUAGACUCUUUCUUAUUUGAUCGAACACAAUGUGUGUUAUUGAACUGGGAGAUACGCUUUAACAUCAUUUUGGGAAUUGCUCGAGGGCUGCUUUAUCUUCACCAAGAUUCUAGGCUGAGAAUCAUUCAUAGAGAUCUGAAAACAAGUAACGUUCUGUUGGAUGAGGAGAUGAAUCCUAAGAUUUCUGACUUUGGCUUGGCAAGGAUCUUUGGAGGCAAACAAAUUGAGGGAACCACUACCAGGGUAGUUGGGACUUACGGCUACAUGUCUCCAGAAUAUGCAUUGGAUGGGUUUUUCUCAUUUAAGUCUGAUGCCUUCAGCUUUGGUGUUAUUGUACUUGAAGUUAUCAGUGGAAAAAGAAACACAGGAUUUUUCCAGUCAAAAAAGACUUUGGGUCUUCUAGGCUAUGCAUGGAAAUUGUGGAAGGAAAACAGAGCAUUGGAUUUAAUGGACCAGACGUUACGUGAAAGUUGCAACACAAGUGAAUUUUUGAGGUGUGUUAAUGUUGGGCUCUUAUGUGUACAAGAAGACCCCAGUGAUCGUCCCACUAUGUCAAAUGUUGUUUUCAUGCUCGGGAGUGAAGCUGCGACUCUCCCAACUCCUAAACAACCAGCCUUUGUUGUGAGGAGAUCUCUUUCUAGCACAGCUUCUUCUUCUAGCAAAGCAGAAACAAUUAAUGAAUUAACAGCUACCAUUGAAGAAGGUCGAUGAUGAUUGAGAUUCUCAUCACGAGUCAUGUUUUCUCUUUACCAGUUUCUACUACUUCAUAUUGUGGUUCCCAUGAACAAGGAAGGCCAUUUUUUUUUGGUCUAUUUCAGUGUAACUUAUUUUGCUAAUGGCAAUCAGUUCAAUGUAAUUUUAAUUCCUUCCCAUCA